This is a messenger RNA of Aspergillus heteromorphus CBS 117.55, 1455 nucleotides long. Its product is annotated as sulfurtransferase uba4. The record is from RefSeq and is a predicted model, not a curated record. Gene Ontology annotation, molecular function: URM1 activating enzyme activity; adenylyltransferase activity; thiosulfate-cyanide sulfurtransferase activity. Gene Ontology annotation, cellular component: cytosol; cytoplasm. The transcript is spliced from 3 exons. Bases 1 to 1455 code for a protein of 484 amino acids. Gene Ontology annotation, biological process: protein urmylation; tRNA wobble position uridine thiolation. NCBI's taxonomy places the organism in Eukaryota, Fungi, Ascomycota, Eurotiomycetes, Eurotiales, Aspergillaceae.
AUGGAUGACCUCGAACAGACAUGCGCGUCCCUGCGCGCGCAAAUCGCCGCCACUGAGGCCCAGCUCGCGGGCCUGAAACGAGACCUGCAGAUCGCAGAACAAGCCGCCGUCGCCCAGAAGACCCAGGACCCGAAUCCGACCAACGAUCGAUCUCCUGCAAGGAAGUGGCCGCUGCUGGAGGACGAAUACCGACGCUAUGGGCGACAAAUGAUCGUGCCACAGCUGGGCAUCCAAGGCCAAUUGAAGCUCCGAUCGGCGAGGGUUCUCAUUGUGGGAGCUGGUGGGCUUGGGUGCCCGGCAGCGUUAUAUCUCGCUGGCGCGGGCGUGGGCACUCUGGGCCUGGUGGACGGGGACACAGUGGAGUCGUCGAACCUGCAUCGACAGGUGUUGCAUAGGACGAAGAAUGUCGGGAAGCUCAAGGUGGAUAGUGCGAUUGAGUAUUUACAGGAGCUGAACCCCCAUUCGAAGUACAUCGCCCACCGAGAACACCUCACCCCCCAAGCCGCCCCGGAUAUCUUCAACGACUACGAUCUCGUCCUCGAUUGUACCGAUAACCCCGCGACUCGAUACCUCAUCUCCGAUACCGCCGUUCUUCUAGGAAAACCGCUGGUGUCCGCGUCGGCCCUGCGCACGGAGGGCCAGCUGAUGGUGUUGAACAACCCGCCUCGACCCAUGGGCGACAAGACCGGAGGACCUUGCUACCGCUGCGUGUUCCCGAAGCCACCUCCAGCAAACACGGUUACGAGCUGCGCGGACGGCGGCAUCAUCGGCCCUGUGGUUGGGACAAUGGGUGUCCUGCAGGCACUGGAAGCAAUCAAGGUCAUCACAGCGGAAGAGGCACCGGCGCCAUCGCUGCACAUCUUCUCCGCAUACUCCUCGCCCUUGUUCCGGACCAUCAAGCUGCGCUCCCGCCGUCCGAACUGCGCCGUGUGCUCCGCAGAGGCGACCGUAACGCUGGAUACCGUGCGGUCGGGGUCAACCGACUACGUCUUCUUCUGUGGGACGGCAGACCCGGAAAACUUGCUCUCCGCAGAGGAACGGAUCACGCCGCUGGAGUAUCGCGCCAAACACCCCGAAGCCUCGGUUGAGCUGGACACGCGGGAGCCAACCAUCAUCGAUGUGAGGGAAAAGGUCCAGUUCGAUAUCUGUAGCUUGGAGAAUAGCAUCAACAUCCCGAUGUCGACGAUCCUGGCGUCGGCGAGAAUGCCGACCGGGACUGCCGGCUCGGCAGAUGGGUCGACGGCGCUGCCUCCCUGGGUGCCGUCGGAUCUCGCCUCGUCGGAGGCUACCGAUCCGGUGUACGUGGUGUGUCGACUGGGCAACGACUCGCAGAUCGCAGUGAAGAAGCUGAAGGAGCUGGGGCUGGAUCGCGACGGGCAGAGGGUCGUGGCGGACUUCCGCGGGGGGUUCCGGGCGUGGAAAGAACAGGUUGAUCCUGAAUGGCCGGAGUAUUAG